AUGGGUCGCGGUGGGCAGCGCCAUAGCAAGAAUGCCGGGGUCAUGGGCUCCGAGGCCCUCACAUACAGCGAGAAAAGGAAACUCGGAUACGGCACCGUGACGGAGCGCUUGGGAAAGGAUUCGCAAGGCAAUUUCGAUGACUGCGCUCUGACUCUGCAGCCGGCAAAGGAUCCUGUCUGCACACCCGAUGGAAUCGUCUAUAGCAGGGAGGCCAUCUUGGAGAACCUCCUGGAACAACGGAAGGCCAACAAGCGGAAAUUAGCAGCAUGGGAAGCCCAACAGGCAGAGGAGCAACGGCAGGCAGAUGAGAAGGCACGCCUGCAGGCAGAGGCAAGGCUCGUGUCCUUCGAUCGACAGAAUCACAUGGGUGCAUCAGACUCGACGGUCAACAAGCUUCAAUCUGCUUUCAAGCAGACAGCAGACCACAUGCAUGAUGACAAGAUGGCAAAGAGUGUUGUGUCAAUACAGGAGAACAAGGAGCGGAUGAAAGAAUUGAAGUCUUUCUGGCACCCAUCCCAAACGCCACAGGCCAGAGGUGCUCUGAACAAGCCGUCAAUGGACACAUUGUGCCCGGGCACAGGCCGGAAACUGCGCCUCAAGGACCUGAUCCAGUUGAAUUUCACAAGGGCUCCUCCAGAGGAUGGGGGAAGGUAUAUGGAUCCUGUGACAAGGACGACAUUCACAAACACCAGCAAGCUGGUGGUGCUCAAACCUGGGGGUGUGGUGAUGCUACAGGAGACGUAUGAGAAAUGUGUGAAGCCUGAUGGCAAAUACGAAGGGAAAGAAGUAACCAAAAAGGAUGUCAUUCAGCUUCGACAUGGCGGUACUGGGUUCUGUGCACGCGAUGAGGGCAAGGUUGAGGCGAAACGGCAUUGCCCCCUGGGUCCAGGAAACGGCUUGGCAGACCUUCGAGGACAGCAUCAGGGACCUAGGUCUCAUGGGGGUCUGCAGUUUUGGAACUGA
Molecule: messenger RNA, 963 nt
Organism: Ostreobium quekettii
Lineage: Eukaryota; Viridiplantae; Chlorophyta; Ulvophyceae; Bryopsidales; Ostreobiaceae
Source: the annotation of a GenBank genome assembly